CUGAGCCAGGCUGGCUUUUAGUUCCUACCAUGAAGCUCCUGAAUGCUGCUGUAUUCUUUAUUCUUGUGCUCGCUUUGACACCAGCUUUGGACCCUCUCAGCACUUCAGCCUUUAUGAGGAGUGCUGAUGUCACCUGGCAGCUCCUCUGCCCUCACUCCUGACUCAAGCACAGUCUCCUGGAGGGCUGCAAUAUGAACGACAUGCUGAACUUCUCAGCGCUGAAGGCGCAGCUGGAUGCCAAACUCUUUGGGCAGCACCUGGCGAAGGACGUCGUGUUGAAGGCGGUGACGGGCUUCAGCAACAACCCUAGCCCCAAGAAGCCGCUGAUGCUCUCGCUCCAUGGCUGGGCUGGCACUGGCAAGAACUUCCUCAGCCAGAUCCUGGCGGAGCACAUCCACCCUGCCGGCCUGCGCAGCAAGUUCGUCCAUCUCUUCUUGGCCACUCUGCACUUCCCCCACCACGAUGAGCUCAAGCUCUACAAGGAGCAACUGCAGAACUGGAUUCGGGGCAACGUCAGUGCCUGUCCUCACUCUGUCUUCAUUUUUGAUGAGAUGGACAAAAUGCAUCCAGGUCUUAUUGAUGCCAUCAAGCCAUUCUUAGACUAUUACGAGCAAGUUGAUGGAGUGUCCUACAGGAAAGCCAUCUUCAUCUUCCUCAGCAAUGCAGGUGGUGACUUAAUUAAUAAAGCGGCUCUGGACUUCUGGACAAAUGGAAAGCACAGGGAAGACAUUCAGCUGAAAGACCUGGAGCCCAUGCUAUCUGUAGGAGUCUUCAAUAACAAGAAUAGUGGACUGUGGCACAGCAGCCUCGUUGACAGGAACCUCAUUGACUACUUUGUCCCCUUCCUGCCCCUGGAGCACAAGCACGUGAAGAUGUGUGUCAGGGCUGAAAUGAUAUCCCGUGGCUAUGCUGUCGAUGAGAAGGUUGUUCAAGCAGUGGCUGAUGAGAUGACAUUCUUCCCAAAAGAGCAGAAAAUCUACUCUGAUAAAGGCUGCAAGACUGUACAGGCUAAGCUGGAUAUUCACGAAGACAUGAUGAGAGAUACAAAAGCCAAGGGUUAAUUGCCCCUCAGGUCUCCAAAGCACUUUCAGAGCUUUUGGGAAUCUGUGUAUUUGCACUGAAGCAUUUUUUACUAUUGCAGGGAGUAUGGUGAAAAUACUAGUGAGAUGAAUACUAGUGAGCUGUGUGGGCUUUUUAACUUUUUUUUUUUUUUUAAGUUAACAUCCCACUGUGCAUCUCUAAACUGACUGGUAUCCAAAUGCAUCCAAAUGGUAUCCAAAACUCUAGGUCUUCCUAAGCAGAUGGACCCAUCUGAGGCAUAUGACUAUCACAACAUGCUAGGCCAGUCUCCUGUUCUUAAUCAGAACAAUCUCUCAUGAGGAUUUGACUGUUAGAGCUUCUCAGGCUAAUCUGUGUGCAGGCUCCCAGGCCUGAAGUCUGCAAGAUCUUUAGUAGUCCCUCCCAGCUACACCCAAGAGUCUAGGACUGGGUAAUGCUGCUCUCGCCUUGCUUGGAAGACAUUUUCAUGGCAGAAAGUUAUUUUUAGUAGUGUAUUUUUAUACUGAAGUGUAAGCAGCAGUAAUACAAAGCUCUUCCUAGAGUGCCACAGAGAAGGCAGUAUGGGAAAUGGGAGCAAUCAACAAUCCCACACCUUCUAGGCAAGUAUGUUUUAUAAUAGCUUUUAACGUUAAAUAAUGGCUGUGUGGAAAGGUGAGCAAUAGGAAGCUGCGAAGGAUUGAGUUAACCUUCACCCACUGGUAAGGCUGAGGUUUAAAACUGUUGCAAGCUUUAACUCUUUUGUACUCCAUCACUUGCGGAUCAGAUAGCGUACUGCAAGACAGAAGUGCCUAUCAUUUAGUUGAUUGUAGUGUGUUUUUUAAACUGCUGUGAGGGAUUGGGCUGUUUUUGUGCUGCAGCAUCCAUUCCCUCACUUGUACUUAAACUUGCUUUAACAUGUGAUACAAACUUACAGGUCUCAACACUUACUACAUUAAUUCAAAUUACAACAGAGAUCUUAGCAUUUAUGUUAAAGUCUUAAUUAAAAAGUGUCAAUUACCUUUUACAGCCCCAUCUGGAUUUUGUCAAAUGUUGGCAAACUGUUCAUGCUGAUGCAAUCUCCAGAGCCAAAUGUUAGCUAGCCAUUAACCUUGGGACAUUGGACUGCUGCUUUUCAUGUUUUCCCUGUUAACUGACUUACUUGUAGGUAUACACGCUGCAUCCGGUUUCAGUUACUUCAAAUAUGAAAUACUCGUGCAAUUUCAAAACACUAAAUACUGCUACCAUACUGCAGUUGGAAUAAAUCUCAAAUAAUUUUU
Falco peregrinus (peregrine falcon) is the source of this 2315-nucleotide messenger RNA. RefSeq names its product torsin-1B. The record is from RefSeq and is a predicted model, not a curated record. The coding region runs from base 192 to 1061 and encodes 289 amino acids. Lineage: Eukaryota; Metazoa; Chordata; Aves; Falconiformes; Falconidae. The transcript is spliced from 5 exons. Gene Ontology annotation, cellular component: endoplasmic reticulum lumen; endoplasmic reticulum; nuclear envelope. Gene Ontology annotation, molecular function: ATP binding; ATP hydrolysis activity; kinesin binding. Gene Ontology annotation, biological process: nuclear membrane organization; protein localization to nucleus.